GGUGAGAUCUGGGCUGAGGGUCAGGGGGCUCUGCUCUGCAAGGGAUUUGAUCAGGGCCAGGUCUGUGACCUGAAGGGAAGUGUCUGGUCCAGCCAAGGUCCCCACUGCUGCAGCAUAUGUGUGGGAUUCACCAGGUGGGGGGUGAGUUCUGAAGAAAGUGGUGGAAAGACUUACUUGUUGGUCUCUGUGUAGGAGUUUACUGUCCCUGAAUGCCUCCUAUGGCAGUAGCGCAGAGGACCUUUUUUUCCAUGUGUUGAGGUCUUCCCUGUGUGUGGUUAUGACACAGGAAGGGGGUGUGUUGAUUCUAACCAUUAAACAACAUAUUUUCAGCUUUCAAGAGCUCUAAAGACUAAUGUUGCUUGAGGAAGAAGCCCAGAAGAGGAAGAAGGAGGAGUCAGAAAUGGAUCUUUCUCAGGGACGGUUGACGUUCAAGGAUGUGGCCAUCGAAUUCUCUCAGGAGGAGUGGGAAUACCUGGACCCUGCUCAGAGGGCCUUGUACAGGGACGUGAUGUUGGAGAACUACAGCAACCUGCUCUGCCUGGAUGUCUCUCCUACAUAUGUGAUCAAGAAAUUACAACCAAAAGAGAACAGUAGUACAGGAGAAGUAUUCCAAACAUUGAUGUUGGGAAGACAUGAAAGCCAAGAAAUCAAAGAUUUUUACUUCAGGGAAAUCCAGAAAAAUAUGCAUGAAUUUGAGUGUCAGUGGAGAAAUGAUGAAAGAAGUUACCAAGGAGUGCCUGUAACCUGUAAAAAAAAUCUCACUAACAGAAGAGAUCAACAUGGUAGAAAGGAUGCAGGAAACAAGCUUUUUGAGAAUAGGCUUGGACUAAGCCUUCAGGAUGAACUGCAGGUGUUUCAAAUGGAAGGGGAAACUUAUGAAUGUAAUCAGGUUGAGAUGUCUAUCAACAAUAGUUUUUCAGCUUCACCACUUCAAAUAAUUCCUCCUAGUGUCCAAACCAAUAUUUCUAAUAAAUGUGGGAAUGAUUUUAUGCAUCCUUCAAUACUGACACAAGACCAGAAAGCACACAGAGAAAAACUUUACCAAUGUAAUGAGUGUGGCAAAACCUUUAAUCGGGGCUCACACCUUACUAGACAUCAGAUAAUCCAUACAGGAGAGAAACCAUAUAAAUGUGAUGUAUGUGGCAAGGUCUUUAGUCAAAAGUCAAACCUUGCAAGUCAUCAGAGAAUUCAUACUGGGGAGAAACCUUACAAAUGUAAUGAGUGUGGCAAGGUCUUUAGCCAAAAUUCACACCUUGCAAAUCAUCGGAGGAUACAUACUGGAGAGAAGCCUUACAAAUGUAAUGAGUGUGGCAAAGCCUUUAGUGUGCGUUCAAGCCUAAUGAACCAUCAAGUAAUCCAUACUGGAGACAAACCUUACCAAUGUAAAGAAUGCAACAAGGGUUUUUCCCAAAGUUCCAAACUUGUAAAACAUCAUAGAAUUCAUAGUGGAGAGAAACCACGCAAAUGUAAUGAAUGUGGUAAAGCUUUUAUCCAAAGUUCAAGCCUGGUUGCCCAUCAGAAAAUUCAUACUGGAGAGAAACCAUACAAAUGUAAUGAAUGUGGCAAAGCUUUUAGUUUGCAUUCAAGCCUAACUAACCAUCAGGUAAUCCACACUGGAGAGAAAUCUUACCAAUGCAAUGAAUGUGGUAAGGCUUUUAUCAAGCAUUCACACCUUAGGCAUCAUGAGAGAAUUCAUACUGGAGAGAAGCCAUAUAAAUGUACUGAAUGUGGCAAGGCCUUUAGGCAAUGGUCUGACAUUAGGAUUCACCAAAGAAUUCAUGCUGGAGAAAAACCUUUCAAAUGUAAUGAGUGUGGCAAAGCCUUUACCCAGGGCUCCCACCUCACUAAACACCAGAUAAUCCAUACAGGAGAGAAACCAUAUAAAUGUGAUAUAUGUGGCAAGGUCUUCAGUCAAAAUUCACACCUUGCAAGUCAUCGGAGAAUUCAUACUGGGGAGAAACCAUACAAAUGUAAUGAGUGUGGGAAAACCUUUAGUGUACGGUCAAGCCUAACUUACCAUCAGGUAAUCCACACUGGAGAGAAACGUUAUAAAUGCAAUGAAUGUAGCAAGACUUUUAUCAGGCAUUCACACCUUAGGCAUCAUGAGAGAAUUCAUACUGGAGAGAAGCCAUAUAAAUGUACUGAAUGUGGCAAGACCUUUAGGCAAUGGUCUGACAUUAGGAUUCACCAAAGAAUUCAUGUUGGAGAGAAACCUUUUAAAUGUUAUGAGUGUGGCAAAGCUUUUACUCAGAGCUCACACCUCACUACACAUCAGAUAAUUCAUACUGGUGAGAAACUACAUAAAUGUGACAUAUGUGGCAAGGUCUUCCGUCAAAAUUCACACCUUGCAAGUCAUCAUAGAAUUCAUACUGGAGAGAAACCUUACAAAUGUAAUGAAUGUGGCAGAGUCUUCAGUCAAAAUUCACACCUUGUAAACCACCAGAGAAUUCAUACUGGAGAAAGACCUUAUAAAUGUAAUGAAUGUGGUAAAUCCUUCAGUGUAUAUUCAAGCCUAAGUAAACAUGAGGUAAUCCAUACUGGUGAGAGACCUUACAAAUGUAAUGAAUGUGGAAAGGCUUUUAGCAGGUGUUCACACCUUAGGCUUCAUGAGAAAAUUCAUACUGGAGAGAAGCCAUAUAAAUGUAUUGAAUGUGGCAAGGCAUUUAGACAAUGGUCUGACCUCAGGAUUCACCAAAGAAUUCAUUCUGGAGAGAAACCUUACAAAUGCCAUGAGUGUGGCAAAGCCUUUACUCGGGGCUCUCACCUCACCAAUCAUCAGAUAAUCCACACUGGAGAGAACCUUACAAAUGUACUGAAUGUGGCAAGGUUUUUAGGUAUUGCCUUAAACUCAGGGUUCACCAAAUAGUUCAUUCAUACUUACAAAUGCAAUGCAUAUGACAAAGUUUUAAAUUAGUGCUCACUGUUCAAUAGAUAUAAGAAUAUAUAUCCUGUAGAGAAACCACACAAAUGUAAUGUGUGUGGUAAGGAUUUUACCCAAAGGUCAAAAGUGGGGGUACAUACUAGAGCAAUACCUUACAAAUGCAAUGAGUGUGGAAAAACCUUUAGCUUGAGUUCAAGUAUUGUGCAACAACAGAGAGUCCAUAUUGAAGAGAAACCAUGUAAAUGUAUGUGGCAGAGGCUCUAUCCAGGCCUCCCAAUGCACUAGGCAUCAGAAUAUACAUCUUUAAGAGAAACCACAUAAAUGUAAUGUGCAUGCUAAGGCUUUUAUUCAGAGAUCAAAACUAGUACAUCAGAGGAUUUAUACUGGAGAGCAACCUUACAAAUGUAAUGAGUGUUGUAAGGCUUUUCAUCAAGUGUCUAUACCUCUUAAGUAAUGAAAGAAUUCAUGCAGAACAGAAACUAUGCAAGUAUACUGAACAUGGAAAUACCUUUAAGAAACUGUGUGUCCUCAGGAUUCACCAAAGAAUUUAUAUUGGGGAGAAUCCUUACAAAUGUAAUGAAUUGGUAAAUGCUUUGAGCAAUUCUCAGAAUAGUCCAUAGAUCUGAGAAUCAAUACUAGGAAUAAAUAAGUCUCUAGUUCUCUGAGUUUAACCUGAGAUAUGACAUGCUGCAGAAUAAUUACAAGUCAAAAUAUGUUAAAACUUAUGACACAGUGUAUAUCACAGGGACAAGGACAUGUGUGGAAAUGGCCCAUUAUCUUCAGUAUAUAAAGUAUUUUAUUUAAUUACUUGAGUUUUCUUGAAAAGGCUACAUUUCUAUUUAGGACCUUCAACCUGAAGUUUGAAGUCUGUUGAUCUUAUGCCUUCCAUAGAGGCCUCUCACGAUGUUCUCAAGGAAGGAAUCAAUAUGAUGAAAGGGUCUACUUCAUUAGGUGUGGUUCAUUCAUAUCCAUGUCCCAUGGAAAAAUAAGGACAUUGAAUUGUCAAAUUCAAUAUUGUAUAAAUUAGCAUCAGGGAGGAGCAGAGAAUAACGUAAAACUAUUGUAUGUCAUCAGGCUUAUUAUGUUCAGGGUGCCCUUCUCUAGUCGUGCUACUGUGGGUCAUAGGAAUGAAUGCUUUACCAACUAACCAUGAAACAGAGUAGACCAGGACAUUAGGGAUUGGGCUUUUCAUUGGAGGAGAAUGAUAGGUUACUAGGGACUGAUUAUGUGGUAGAAAUAAAGCAGGGGAAAUGGUGGUCACUUUCUCCAUUGACUGGCAACAGCUGUUGUAUAUCAAUGAUUAAUAAAGUUUAGUCUUGUUCUUGGAAAUUAAAGAACAGUUACCUGAGAAGGGAGUUUAGUCAAAAGAACCAGAAUUGUAUG
Messenger RNA from Ceratotherium simum simum (southern white rhinoceros), 4264 nucleotides. RefSeq lists its product as uncharacterized. NCBI's taxonomy places the organism in Eukaryota, Metazoa, Chordata, Mammalia, Perissodactyla, Rhinocerotidae. The record is from RefSeq and is a predicted model, not a curated record. Gene Ontology annotation, molecular function: RNA polymerase II cis-regulatory region sequence-specific DNA binding; DNA-binding transcription factor activity, RNA polymerase II-specific. Gene Ontology annotation, biological process: regulation of DNA-templated transcription.